Messenger RNA from Phyllotreta striolata, 1817 nucleotides. Lineage: Eukaryota; Metazoa; Arthropoda; Insecta; Coleoptera; Chrysomelidae. The record is from the annotation of a GenBank genome assembly.
GUUGACAGAAGGAAAACUUCAAUCACGAUCUAGUUAGUCAAAUUUAGUCUAUCUUCUUGCUUGUGGAAGUUGGACCAUGUUGGGCGCAGUAGCAAGAGUAAGUUCCAGCCUUUUGGCUGGAAAAUCAAUCGAAAAAGUUGGUGCCGAAUCCCUGAAAGUUAUCUCCUCUUACAACGUACAAAAAAGGGAUUUCGCUGCCAAAGCGGCCGCCGCGAAGGUCCAAGGAAAGGUCGUCGCCGUAAUCGGUGCCGUCGUCGACGUCCAAUUCGACGAUGAAUUACCGCCCAUCCUAAAUGCCUUAGAGGUGCAGAACAGGCAGCCGAGGCUAGUCCUCGAGGUCGCCCAGCACUUGGGAGAGAACACCGUACGUACCAUUGCUAUGGACGGUACGGAAGGUCUCGUCCGUGGCCAACAAGUCAACGACACCGGGUACCCCAUUCGUAUUCCGGUAGGAGAAGCCACUUUGGGUAGGAUCAUGAACGUUAUUGGCGAACCCAUCGACGAGAGAGGUCCCAUUGAUACCGAUAAGAGGGCCUCGAUCCACGCUGAAGCUCCUGAAUUCGUUGACAUGAGUGUCGAACAGGAGAUUCUCGUCACUGGAAUUAAGGUAGUAGAUCUUCUGGCCCCCUACGCAAAGGGAGGUAAAAUUGGUUUGUUUGGAGGUGCCGGUGUAGGAAAAACUGUAUUGAUUAUGGAGCUGAUUAACAACGUAGCCAAAGCCCACGGAGGUUACUCUGUAUUUGCUGGUGUAGGAGAACGUACUCGUGAAGGAAACGAUUUGUACCACGAAAUGAUAGAGUCUGGUGUAAUUUCCUUGAAGGAUAAGACAUCGAAGGUAGCUCUCGUGUACGGUCAAAUGAACGAGCCCCCAGGCGCUCGUGCCCGUGUAGCUUUGACCGGAUUAACUGUAGCCGAAUAUUUCCGUGAUCAAGAGGGACAAGAUGUGUUGCUUUUCAUCGACAACAUUUUCAGAUUCACCCAAGCCGGUUCCGAAGUAUCUGCUCUGUUGGGUCGUAUCCCAUCAGCCGUAGGUUACCAACCGACUUUGGCCACCGAUAUGGGUAGUAUGCAGGAGCGUAUUACCACUACCAAAAAGGGUUCCAUUACCUCUGUACAGGCUAUCUAUGUACCGGCUGAUGACUUGACGGAUCCCGCUCCUGCUACCACAUUCGCUCACUUGGACGCCACCACUGUAUUGUCCCGUGCUAUUGCUGAGUUGGGUAUCUACCCGGCCGUAGAUCCUUUGGAUUCUACCUCGCGUAUUAUGGACCCUAACAUCAUUGGUGCCGAGCAUUACAAGGUAGCUCGUGACGUGCAGAAGAUUUUGCAAGAUUACAAAUCUUUGCAGGAUAUUAUUGCUAUUUUGGGUAUGGAUGAAUUGUCUGAAGAUGACAAGCUAACUGUCGCCCGUGCUCGAAAAAUCCAACGUUUCUUGUCGCAGCCUUUCCAAGUUGCUGAAGUUUUCACCGGUCAUGCUGGAAAGCUCGUACCUCUUGCGGAAACCAUUAAGGGAUUCCAAAAGAUCCUCUCUGGUGAAUUGGAUCAUUUGCCAGAAGUAGCUUUCUACAUGGUUGGACCCAUCGAAGAGGUUGUUCAAAAGGCGGAGAAAUUAGCUGAAUCCACAUAAAAAUGUUGAGUUUUAUAUAUUUAUUUCGCAUUUGUUCCAUCAGUAAAAUACAGAGAAGACAUUAUACAUACAUACAGCAUGUUUAUACUCCACAAUAGCCAGAAAUUUUUAUAUAAUUUGUUCUAUCCUGUACUCCAUCAAGGGAUUUAUUUGUUGUAAGUACUUUUAAUUAUUAAAAUAAAAUAGAUCU